This is a messenger RNA of Anisakis simplex (herring worm), 201 nucleotides long. The record is from the annotation of a GenBank genome assembly. Lineage: Eukaryota; Metazoa; Nematoda; Chromadorea; Rhabditida; Anisakidae.
AUGGUUCGCGUUAAGGCUCGUGACCUUCGUGGCAAAAAGAAGGAGGAUUUAACGAAGCAGCUGGAUGAACAGAAAACCGAAUUAGCUUCUCUUCAGGUAGUUUCAUUCGUUUUCUGUCCUCUUUGUUCUUGUCGUUGUGUCUACGAAAAUACGUUGAGUACUACCGCUAAAUUUACAUUGACUGUCACUAAUGUCAAGUAG